AUGUCUACUCGCAAGAGAAAGCAAGACGAAGAAGAGCUCGUCUCCCUUCCUUCUGACGAAGAAUCCGAGCCGGAAUUCGAGCCUGAUGAGGAUGAUGUUGAUGACGACGAAGAGGGAUCGGGUGACGAGGAGGCUUCUAAUGCUGAGGCCGAGGGAGACGAAGAAGAUGAAGAGGCAGAGAAUGAAGAAAACGGCCCUCCCGUGAAGAAGCGAAAGACGGCAAACGGCGUCGCCAAUGGCGGUGACGAAGAGGACGAGGUGGAAGAACAGGGCGAUGAAGAGGAACAGGAGGAAGAGGAGGAAGAGGCGGAGGAUGAUGGUGAUCAAGAUGAGGACGUUGAGGAGGAUGGAGCUGAGGAAGAGGGUGAGGAUGGCGCAAAUGGCGAAGAUGCUAGCCACCCCAUCCAGAACGGCCUGGCCGGUAAGGCUGGUGAAGCAUCCGAUCCUACUAGGUCUGGGCUCGAGGACACUGCCACGGAUGAGGAUAAAGUGAAGGCCGUGGCGGUAGCUCUGGGAGGCGAGGCAGAAGCAGAAGUUGAUGCAUAG
Messenger RNA from Parascedosporium putredinis, 546 nucleotides. NCBI's taxonomy places the organism in Eukaryota, Fungi, Ascomycota, Sordariomycetes, Microascales, Microascaceae. The record is from the annotation of a GenBank genome assembly.